This is a messenger RNA of Aplysia californica (California sea hare), 2267 nucleotides long. RefSeq names its product eukaryotic translation initiation factor 4B. Lineage: Eukaryota; Metazoa; Mollusca; Gastropoda; Aplysiida; Aplysiidae. The record is from RefSeq and is a predicted model, not a curated record. Gene Ontology annotation, molecular function: RNA binding.
UUCUAUAUUAGAUCUAGAAUCUAGAUUAUAUCUAGACCCUAGUUAGUAGGAUUUUCUGUCUGGGUGUAGGCCUAUUUUAUUUAGACAAUAUCACGUCACAUGCCACAGUGUGUCUUCAAUCUUGUUCAUCAUGUUUUCGAGGCGAUUCCCUAGACCUGAUCAGACCACAAAUGAAAAUAGUUCUGGCGAAUUAAAAAAUAUAAAUCCAACUCAAGAUGAGGUGGCCAAGGCCAACCCUGCCGCUGGUGGUGGAAAAGGCAAAAAAAAGAAGAAGGAGGGGAAGAUGGUGAAGAUGAGCCUUGACCAGUUCUUGGCUGUAGACGAUGGCUUUUCGGCCCCCAAGAGCCAGAAUUGGGCAGUUCUCACUGAGAACGCGGAAGAUGAUGCUGAUGCAGCUCCCUUCAAGUUCGAUCGUUCCACCCUGCCCACUGCGCCCAAGGCUGCCAUGGGCCCCAAUGUGGAUCUGUCACUGAUUCCCAAAGAUGGACCGUUCUCUGCAUAUGUCGGCAACUUGUCCUAUGAUGCCAAGGAAGAAGAUUUAGAAGCUUUCUUUUCAAAGCUGGAGAUGGCAGCAGCUUCGGAUCGAGAGAUUCUGACAGAGGUGGUCGCUAUGGUGAUCGCGAUAGAGGUGGUUUCUCUGACAGAAGCUAUGGCGACAGGGACCGGGGCUUCGGCGAUCGAGAUAGGGGCUUCGGCGGUGACCGGGACAGGGGAGGCGGUUUUGGAGAUAGAGAUCGCGGGUUUGACAGAGACAGAGGAUUUGGUGGUGACAGAGAUCGUGGUUCCUUUGGCGAUCGGGACAGAGGGUAUGGCGGAGAUCGUGAUCGUGGUUUUGGUGAUCGGGACCGUGGUUUUGGUGGUGACCGGGAUCGUGGUUUUGGUGGAGACAGAGACCGUGGCUUUGACCGAGAUAGAGGCUUCGGUGGCGACAGGGACAGAGGCUUUGGUGGCGACAGAGAUAGAGGCUACGGUGGAGACAGAGAUAGAGGCUACGGUGAUCGCGAUCGCUAUAGCAACGAUAGGGGUUAUGAUGGUCGUGACAGAGGUGGCUACGGCGACAGUCGAGGGGGAGACCGAUCGAGAGGUUACGGCUUCAAUCGGGACCGUGAAGACGGGGGCCGAUUUGGUGGUUCUGGUGGAGGUUUUGAUGACAGAUACGGAGGUGGAAGACGCGACGAUUACAACAGAGGACGUCGGGAUGAUGGAUUUGAUCGCAGACCUGCAAGCCGGGAUGGCAGCCAAGAGCGCAGGGAUGCACCGACAGAGCGGCCACGGCUAAAGCUUCAGCCUCGCUCCAAACCUGUGGAGAAAGAGAACCAGCCGAGCACUCGCUCGUCCAUUUUUGGCGCGGCCAAACCCGUUGAUACGUAUGCUCGGGAGAAACAGAUUGAGGAAAAACUCAAAGGCAAGGAUGACGUUGGACCCCGAUCCAGACGUGCAGAUAACGAAAGCUCUGGUGGAGACAGGCGCAGCAGUGGAGACCGCUCAGCCCCAGUGUCUCGCAGAGACAGCGAGCAUUCUCGCACCUCAGAUGACCAGGGGGAGGAGGGAGCCCGGUCCCCGACCAGCGGCAAGUCAGCUGAUCCUGCCCAAAAGAUGGUGCCUGCCCCACCGCCGAAGGAUAACCCAUGGGGGAGGAAGCGCGAGGGGCCGUCCGACGCUUCGAAUAACGCCGCUCCAGUCUCGCCGACGUCACAAUCAGCUGACAGGGCCCCGCCCCCUGACCGCAGAGAUGCUCCGCCCCCUAAGUCAAAUGCUUGGGGCCGCGGCCCUCCUGCCCGCUCGGAUGGUGACCGUCGAGGUUCUAGUGACAGAGCUAAUGGAGGCCGAGACGCUCAGUCCCCCGGGGAGAGCCUGUCGGAUGACCCGCCCUCCAGCGGGCCCCACAGUCCCCCACAAGAUGGCAGACGACAGGAGAACUCUAGAGCAAAACCUGCAAGAGAGAAGCAAGUGCCCAAGCAUUAUGAGGAAAUGCCCAAGUACGAGGAAAACAAGUCUGCUGACUUUACGGAUCGCAACAAAUUUGCAUUCUUGCCCGAUGAGGAUAACGAGGGUGCCCGCAGCGAUGAGGGAGAGGGUGUGGCUUCAUGAUGGUCGCCGCUUAGACGAGAAUGAGAGAGGAAGACAGAAGAAGAUAGGAUGAAUAAUUGUGUUAGUAUAUAUGUAAAUCAACUGUUGAUGCCUGUUCAGUUACAGGCUGCUUGUGUGUGUGUGAGAGUGAGUGUGAGAGAGAGAAAGAAAGAAAAAGAGAGAGAGAUGGAACAGAA